GACGAUAUGGACUCCGAGAACGAGCAAGGACCGGGUCCAGCACCACUGCGGGUUCGUUUUCUGAAGCCGGAAACUGAAAAGCAGAAGAAGAGAAGGGAGGAGUCAUCGCUACAUCGUAGUAAAUUGAUUGAAAAAGACCCAUGGAUCCCGCUCGAAAUACACUCUGAAUUGGAAAGCGUGUCGAAACAGAAACGCGAUGCUCUAAUCUCGCCUCGUGAUCUGAACAAAUCAAUUACGACGGCACCUGAACCUGAAGAUUUAAUUCAGGAAGCAAUCGUUGGUAGCAAAAUGGCUCAGUUGGAUCUCGAGAAAACUGAACAGUUGAUUCCAUUGCGUCGUAUACGUUAUUUGAGUGAUGAGGAUCAAGUUCAUGCAGUCAUCAUUAAAGGUAAUAAAUCGAAUCAUAUUGAUUCUUAUUCGAUCAUUUUGAUAUCUUAUCAGGCCCUGUCGCGUACAAUCAAGCGCUAUUCACGAUGA
This is a messenger RNA of Anisakis simplex (herring worm), 477 nucleotides long. NCBI's taxonomy places the organism in Eukaryota, Metazoa, Nematoda, Chromadorea, Rhabditida, Anisakidae. The record is from the annotation of a GenBank genome assembly.